This is a messenger RNA of Lepus europaeus (European hare), 1703 nucleotides long. It is a transcript of the gene RPS6KB2, whose product is annotated as ribosomal protein S6 kinase B2. The transcript has 15 exons. Gene Ontology annotation, molecular function: ATP binding; protein serine/threonine kinase activity. Lineage: Eukaryota; Metazoa; Chordata; Mammalia; Lagomorpha; Leporidae. The record is from RefSeq and is a predicted model, not a curated record. Bases 54 to 1505 code for a protein of 483 amino acids. Gene Ontology annotation, biological process: protein phosphorylation.
UGUCAGAGCGCAGCAGGUGCGGGGCCGGAGGGGCCCGCGGGGCCGGCGCGGCCAUGGCGGCCGUGUUUGACUUGGACUUGGAGACGGAGGAAGGCAGCGAGGGCGAGGGCGAGCCGGAGUUCAGUCCCGCGGACGUGUGCCCGCUCGCCGAGCUGAGGGCUGCUGGCCUGGAGCCCGGGGGACACUAUGAGGAGGUGGAGCUGACCGAGACCAGCGUGAACCCGGGCCCCGAGCGCAUCGGCCCCCACUGCUUCGAGCUGCUCCGUGUGCUGGGCAAGGGGGGCUACGGCAAGGUGUUCCAGGUGCGGAAGGUGCAAGGCAGCAACCUGGGCAAGAUCUACGCCAUGAAGGUCUUGAGAAAGGCCAAGAUUGUGCGCAACGCCAAGGACACAGCGCACACGCGGGCAGAGCGCAACAUCCUGGAGUCGGUGAAGCACCCCUUCAUCGUGGAGCUGGCCUACGCCUUCCAGACGGGCGGCAAACUCUACCUCAUCCUCGAGUGCCUCAGUGGUGGCGAGCUCUUCACACAGCUGGAGCGGGAGGGCAUCUUCCUGGAGGACACGGCCUGCUUCUACCUGGCCGAGAUCACGCUGGCCCUGGGCCAUCUCCACGCCCAAGGCAUCAUCUACCGGGACUUGAAGCCCGAGAACAUUAUGCUGAACAGCCAGGGCCACAUCAAAUUGACAGACUUCGGACUGUGCAAGGAGUCCAUUCACGAGGGUGCCGUCACCCACACCUUCUGCGGCACCAUCGAGUACAUGGCCCCCGAGAUCCUGGUGCGCAGUGGCCACAACCGGGCAGUGGACUGGUGGAGCCUAGGGGCGCUGAUGUACGACAUGCUCACUGGAUCGCCUCCCUUCACUGCAGAGAACCGGAAAAAAACCAUGGACAAGAUCAUGAAGGGGAAGCUGGUGCUGCCCCCCUACCUCACCCCAGACGCCCGGGACCUCGUGAAGAAGUUUCUGAAGAGGAAUCCCAGCCAGCGGAUCGGGGGUGGGCCUGCGGACGCUGCCGAUGUGCAGAGGCACCCCUUCUUCCGGCACAUCAAUUGGGAUGACCUCCUGGCCCGCCGCGUGGACCCCCCCUUCAGGCCCUGUCUGCAGUCCGAGGAGGACGUGAGCCAGUUCGACGUCCGCUUCACAAAGCAGACACCCGUGGACAGCCCAGACGACACGACUCUCAGUGAGAGCGCCAACCAGGCCUUCCUGGGCUUCACGUACGUGGCGCCCUCUGUCCUGGACAGCAUCAAGGAGGGCUUUUCCUUCCAGCCCAAGCUGCGCUCCCCCAGGCGCCUCAACAGCAGCCCCCGGACCCCCAUCAGUCCCCUCAAGUUCUCCCCAUUUGAGGGGUUUCGGCCCAGCCCCGGCCCGCCAGAGCCCACGGAGCCACCUCUACCUCCGCUGCUGCCUCCGCCACCGCCGCCCUCCAGCACGGCCCCCCUCCCCAUCCGCCCCCCCUCCGGGACCAGGAAGUCGAAGAGGGGCCGUGGGCGUCCUGGGCGCUAGAGGGUGGGCGGGGGUGAGGGCAGCCGUGGGGGCCCCUGCGGGCCACUUUCUGGGAUGCACCUGGGGAUGGGUGUGAGGGGAGGUCUCUGCUGGGGGGUGGCUGUGCCCCAGAAUCAAAUCAUGAGCACCGCGCCCUGCCCCCACCCUGGGCUCUGCGUGCCCUGUACCCUUGGAGAAUUAAAGGAUUGGAUCACGGCC